This is a messenger RNA of Rotaria socialis, 2235 nucleotides long. NCBI's taxonomy places the organism in Eukaryota, Metazoa, Rotifera, Eurotatoria, Philodinida, Philodinidae. The record is from the annotation of a GenBank genome assembly.
AUGGGCUCAAGUUCUUCACAAAAUAUAUCCUUGCAAAGAGACGUCGUUGACAAUGAACAUCCUUCACUACCAAUUCCAAAGCUAUUUUAUGCGUGGCUUGACAAUUCCAUCGAUUCUAUUCCUACUGAAGUACUAGAUUUUCAAAGAAAAAUUCAGGCAUCAUUGGAAAAUAAAAAACUAAACAUCUUUGAUGAUGAAAUCGAUUGCGAAGGUUUCAUUCGAGAGCAAUCACUUAUUGAUAAAGUUAUCGUUAUUGUCAAUGCGAUUAUGGCUGAGUUCUUUGUUCCGCGUGCACAUAACCUUUGCCAAGUCGCUUGUAUUUUAAUCUACUACCAAACCGAAGAUACAACUAGUCAACGUCGUUUCGGCAAUUCGGUUGAUAGUUUUAGAAAGGUAAAAUAUAUACGUAUGGAUCAACUGGUAGCUGCUUUUGAUGCCUUUGUCGCUCGAUGGCAGCGCAAUGCCAUUGAAUCAUUUUCAAUCGAUUUAUUUCUUGAAAAUAGGAGUGACGAAUCAGAAGAUCGAUCAGCUUCGGAUAUUAAUGCAUCUUAUUUUUACACACAAUUACUCAUAAAUACGCUAAUUCGACUAAAAUAUUCAUCAUAUGAUAUCAAUGAAUUUGCUGAAGCGUGCGCAAAAGAGUAUGCUGCUGAUUCUGCUAAAUUGAAAGAAGUACAGAGUAUAUAUAAUAAUUAUAAACCACAAGACGCACUUUGUUGGUAUACGAAACCAACAUUUCUCUACGCUGUAUUAAAUCAAGCGCUUCGAGUGCGUAAUAGUAAUUUAAUCCCGCUCUAUCGCUUUUUCAUUCGUGAUGUGUACUCUCAAUUGGUCAUUAAUCAAUGUAAGGCACCCGUCCGUGUUUAUCGAGGACAAUUAAUAUCGAAAUAUGAAUUAAAACGAAUGCGAGAAUCGAAAGGACGUUUGAUUGCUAUGAAUUCCUUUUUAUCAACAAGUUUGGAUCGAGAUUCUGCCAAAUUUUUUUUGGGCGGCGUUGAAAAUACGCAAACAACAAGAGAGCAAAACGUUAUCCCAGUUCUAUUUGAAAUCUAUGCUGAUCCUGUUGUCGCGUCCAUGACGAAAAAGCCAUUUGCCGAUAUUACACCUUUUAGUCAUUUUGACGGAGCUGAAGAAGAAAUUCUUUUCAUGGUUGGUUCUAUCUUUCGUUUGCAUAAUGUUCACAAAGAGGUCUCUAUGUGGAUUGUGGAUAUGACGCUGUCAGAUGACAAUGAGGAUCAAGCAAGAACAUCAUUCAACUACAUGAUUAAAAGUAAGAAUCAAGAAGAGUUGCAAACUGAUGAGCCAACCUUUCGAACACUGGGAACAUUACUUUUACUAUUGGGCUGUACGGAUCUUAGUGAAAAGUACAUUCAACGACAACUUCAUGAAAUGAAUUUGCUAAAAACAUGUGCCACUACUGAAACAGAAGAUAUUACACACAAUUUCAUCAUAGAACAGGCGAAGUGUCAUGAAAUACUCGCAAAUGUAGCACUGGAUCAAGGAAAGUAUAGACUUACAAUUCGAACCUUCAAUCAAGCACUAGAGAUCUAUACGAUGAUAUUUAAGGAUACUAAAGAUGUUUUUUUUGCUAAAAUUUAUAUGCAACUUGGUUCAGUGUAUCUCCUGAAGUCAAAACCAAGACGUGCUUUGAAAUUAUUCGAAGCAGCGUUGUCUAUUUAUCAGCAGCAUUAUGGAGAUGAACAUUUAAGUAUUGCUAAUUGCUAUCAGUCGAUGUCAUUAGCGUGUUCUCACCUUCGAAAACACAGCAAAGCACACGAAUACCUCAUGAAAGGAUAUGAAAUGCAUCAACGCUUGAAACCAGAGCCUGGUGCUGGUUUUUUGCCAACAAAUCAUACUCUUACAGGUGCUGAAGAUCCUUGGUAUUCUGUUCCUUUUCACCAUCGUCAAGCAACAUCGUCGCAACUGAACAGAAAAUCAAGUGAUUCGUUAGUAGAAUUGCAAAGAACGACUACAGAUGCUAUCGAUAUCAAUAAUAGUGAUGAUGAUGAAAUCGACGAUAGUUGGGAAAUGCCAUGUCAACCAUUUAUGACACCCAAAAUGCUGUAUUGUGAAACAGAAGAUCAUCAAGUAGUCGAGAUUCCAUUAACAACUGUGCGUACAAUUUUGUAUGAAUGCCCUCGAUGCGAAAAAUGCGUUAGACUACGUCCAAUGUGCUCUAUUUUAAAGGGUACUCCUUGCCGAAAAUGUAUCCGAAAAAUGAUAUGCUGUUGCUAA